AAAGACUCUUAUAUUGGCGACUCUUGUCAACGCGCAUGCGUUGUGACGGAAUCGGCGCGACAUGGCGGUUCUAUUGGAAACAACAUUGGGUGAUAUUGUGAUUGAUUUAUACACAGAAGAGAGACCCAAAGCCUCUCUGAACUUCCUGAAACUCUGCAAAAUCAAAUACUACAACUAUUGUCUCAUUCAUAAUGUUCAGAGAGACUUCAUCGUUCAGACGGGUGACCCCACUGGAACGGGGCGCGGAGGAGAGUCUGUGUUCAGUAAGCUGUACGGGGAUCAGGCACGCUUCUUUGAAUCGGAGAAGAUGCCGAGGAUCAAGCACAGGAAGAAAGGAACCGUGUCUAUGGUGAAUAACGGCAGCGACCAGCACGGCUCUCAGUUUCUGAUCACCACGGGUGAGAAUGUGGAUUAUCUAAACGGCAUUCACACUGUGUUUGGAGAGGUCACAGAGGGCAUGGACGUGCUGGCUAAAAUCAACGAGGCCUUUGUCGACAACGACUUCAUCCCCUUUCAAGACAUCAGGAUUACUCACACGGUGAUUCUGGACGAUCCGUUUGAUGAUCCAGCGGGUCUGCCGGUUCCAGACCGCUCUCCAGAACCCACCAAACAGCAGCUGGAUAGCGGUCGCAUCGGAGCAGAAGAGGUCAUAAAUGACGAUGACGGGAGAGAUGCAGAGGAACUGGACGAACUGAUCAAAGAGAAAGAAGCAAAGACACAAGCCAUUUUACUGGAGAUGGUGGGGGAUCUGCCAGACGCAGAAAUUAAACCUCCAGAGAACGUGCUGUUUGUGUGUAAACUCAACCCCGUCACCACAGAUGACGAUCUGGAAAUCAUCUUCUCACGCUUCGGCUCUAUUAAAUGUUGUGAGAUCAUCAGAGACUGGAAGACAGGCGAAUCACUGUGUUACGCUUUCAUCGAGUUUGAAAAGGAGGAGGACUGCGAGAAAGCCUUCUUUAAGAUGGAUAAUGUCCUGAUAGAUGAUCGUCGAAUUCACGUGGACUUCAGUCAGUCGGUGUCGAAGAUCAAAUGGAAAGGGAAAGGUGGGAAGUAUACCAAAGAUGACUUUAAGGCGUAUGAGAAAGAAUUGGACAACAAAUCCAAACUGGCUUUAAAAGACAAAGUGAAAAGCAAGCAAGAUUCGCGUUAUGAGCUUCUGUUAGAUGAAGAUGAGGACGAGAGCAGAGACGACAGAGACAAACGCGACAGAAAACGUCAAUCAGACAGCGAGAGGACAAAGGACAAGACAUCAAAGGACCUCGUGGAGAGUCGAAGAGACCGAGAUAAAGGCCGACAGCGUUCUCGAUCCAGAGACAGACAUAAUGAGAGAGAGAGAGGCGGAGACAAACACAGAGACAGAGGAAGAGAGAGAGACAGUGAACACAAACACUACAAAGAGAAGAGCCGCAGACGAGAGCGCAGCCGCAGCCCCAGGAGAUCAAAGUAUUAGAAGAGAGAUGUGAGGAGUGUAAAGACAGAGUGAGCACGGCCGCUCCAUGAAUUCAUGUGGUUCAGCUCUGAAACAUGUUAUUGUACCAGAAAACAUCACUUGUUGUGUGUCACAAAAUUUGCAGUCCGUCAUUAAACGUUUGUAAAUCA
Messenger RNA from Triplophysa dalaica, 1599 nucleotides. RefSeq names its product peptidylprolyl isomerase (cyclophilin)-like 4 (gene ppil4). The transcript is spliced from 13 exons. Gene Ontology annotation, biological process: protein peptidyl-prolyl isomerization. Bases 62 to 1450 code for a protein of 462 amino acids. Gene Ontology annotation, molecular function: peptidyl-prolyl cis-trans isomerase activity; RNA binding. The record is from RefSeq and is a predicted model, not a curated record. Gene Ontology annotation, cellular component: nucleus. Lineage: Eukaryota; Metazoa; Chordata; Actinopteri; Cypriniformes; Nemacheilidae.